CGUGAAACCGAAUUGAUCGAUCGAAGUUGGUCAACAGCUUUUCAAGAGAAAUUAAUCCAAUCUGAAUCCAAAGAAAUGAGUAAUCGAUGGCAAAGUACUUAUUCAACUUCAAUAAGAGAUCAACCAAUUCAUACUCAACUUACUCAAUCUCCUCAUUACCAACCAUCUCAACCAUCUCAACCACCACCAUCACAUACCUUCAUUCAUCAAUCACCUCAAUCACCUCUCAUUCUUCAUCAUUCAAACUCAAAUCAAAUCAAUCUUGAUCACUCUGAUAUCCCAGUUCAUCCUGACCUUCUUCGUCGUCGUUCAAAAUCUCCUAAUCAUGGAGAACUUUCCGAAUCUCGCCAUUCCAUUGACUCUCGAUCGGCUCUCCCAGACUCUGUUCAGUCUAUCAACUCACCUGGUACCAAACGUGGCUCAUGCUCACAGGAUGAUCGUUCACGAAAGCAACAAAAGACUACCUCUGAGACUUUUCCACAAACGAGCUCCGCAAACCAGGUCCCGCCUGAACCAAUACCCGCCCUCCAAACUGCUACAUCCAGCCUUGCCAAGUCUGAUACCCCGCUAAAGCCAAAGUCCACCAGAGGAUCUAGGGCGUGUACAGUAUGUAGACGACUGAAAAUGCGUUGCGUGGACGCGGAAAAUGGCCCUCCCUGUAAACGUUGUCGACUAGGCAAUCAUCAGUGUAUCUUUGAAGAAAGUCAGAGAGGCAAGAAAGGUACCAAAAGAACGGAUCUCUUGGCUAAAAACCUACAGACUGUGGAGCAAAAAUUGGACGCGGUGAUGUCGAAAAUCCAGACUCAAGCUGCUAAUUCUUUUGCUAGUCCACCAAGCGGAACCACUGGGAUACCAUUUGAUGUCUCGCAAACUCAUCAGAUAUGUCCAAACACCACGAAUCGAGUGGUCGUCGGAUCUCGCUCACCGUUCUUGUUCACCGUCAUCUGUGCUGUGGCAUCUCGAUACUAUGAAAAACGUCAAAAGCUAUAUCUGGAUUGUCUCCAGGCUGCAAAGCGCAUUGCUUUUGAUGUGAUGGUCAAAGGCUAUAAGUCUGUGGAAGUCGUUCAAGCAUUCUUAUUAUUGACCCUUUGGAACCAACCCGCAGAAAGGUUUGAAGAGGACCGUACAUGGGCCUUUUCUGGCAUCGCCAUCCGCAUGGCAGUGGAUCUGAAUCUCCACAGGAAAAGCACCGCGCAAUUGCCAUUUGCAGAUUCUCAAUUGCAAAAACCUAUUCCAGACGAUUCAUCGAUACAACAAGAACACUACGAGAAGGAGAUUCUAAACCGGGAAAGGACCUGGCUUUAUUGCUUUAUUCUUGAUCGUUCGUUAUCAGCCCAGAUGGGAAAACCAUACACAAUUCGAGAAGAUUUUAUCAUUAGGUCUUCAAAAAGUUGGCAUAAACAUCGUGCCUCAGUACCAGACGACUCUGGGAUCACAGCUAUGGUGGAUCUACAUCGCAUACACUCAAGAUCAUUGGAUUUGCUAUAUUCUCAUACUGGCACACCCUCAGGCUUGAACGCCAAUCUGGAUUACUCUUUAUUGAUGAAGACAUUUUCUCAAUUAUUCACCAUGAGCUUUAUGCUACAACAUACAUUGGAAAACCCUGACAAACAAAUCGAGCUUCCGCAUGUCUACCUCACAUGUUACGACGCUGCAACACGAGUGAUCACCAUUGCACGGGAUCAUUUGGGACCUUUAGGCGCUUUGCGAUACGCGCCCGACAGCCAAUUUGUAUACAUCGCUUAUGCUGCAGUGUUCUUACUGAAGCUUAUACGGCCACAAUUCAGCUCUACGUGUGACCCGUUGGCAGUCACCAGCUUAGUCCAUGAUUGUACAGUACUAUUAGAAGAGGUUUCGGUGGACGAGAAGCACACGCCAGCCCUCUAUGCGGCCUUUUUGAAAGUGUUGUUGAAUAGCAAGACAGGAUCUUCACCAUCUCCCAAAGACACAGAUCAAUCACAACCAUCCACGUCCACGCCUCUUGAUCCGGGUGGAUAUAAGGACCCCAGUACUAAUUCACCUUUGAGAAAGACAGUUGAUAGGGGCUUAGAUUGUGCUGUGCAAUCUGACCAGCCCACGGUCGCCACACAGCGCGGAGGUAUAUCACUCAAUACUGUUCCGGACAGAGUUGAUCAUAUACCAGGUGUCCCAUUUCCGCCUGGAAACCAAUUGGACUCUACUUUUGGAUCGUCAUCUGAGCUUCCAUCUAGUGUUAAUUGUCCAAUACUGCCAUUUGACCUACAACCAUUUGAGGGUUUCGUUGCGGAGAACGAUCAACCACAAAUGAACGAUUGUUUUGUUGAUUCGUUAUUGGAAGAUGGUGGAUUUUGGGAUUCGAUGUUAAUGCCUGGAUAUUCUGGACCAUUAGAUGCACUUUCAGGUGGAGUUGGAUUAGUUUCACAAUUUAAUUCACAUGAUCAAAUCGGAUUUGGAUUUACACCUACUGGAUCUGGUAGAGUUACACCUAAUCAUCUUUUGAAUCAUAUACAACAUCAUGGAAAUGGAAAUGGAAAUGGAAAUGGGAAUGGACCUGGGAAUGAACAUGUUUAAAAAGAACACCAUGGUGAUACAGUAAUUCUAUUAUCAAAUUGUUAUGUGUAUUAAUUUUUUUUUUGGUUUGAAGCAUUUAUAAUGUAUUUAUUUUGUUACAAUAAAACAUCAAAUGAGAUCAAGUAUG
Melampsora larici-populina 98AG31 is the source of this 2677-nucleotide messenger RNA. RefSeq lists its product as uncharacterized. Gene Ontology annotation, molecular function: transcription cis-regulatory region binding; DNA-binding transcription factor activity, RNA polymerase II-specific; zinc ion binding. Gene Ontology annotation, cellular component: nucleus. The record is from RefSeq and is a predicted model, not a curated record. NCBI's taxonomy places the organism in Eukaryota, Fungi, Basidiomycota, Pucciniomycetes, Pucciniales, Melampsoraceae. The transcript has 9 exons. Gene Ontology annotation, biological process: DNA-templated transcription; regulation of DNA-templated transcription. Bases 76 to 2550 code for a protein of 824 amino acids.